Molecule: messenger RNA, 7162 nt
Organism: Octopus bimaculoides (California two-spot octopus)
Lineage: Eukaryota; Metazoa; Mollusca; Cephalopoda; Octopoda; Octopodidae
Source: RefSeq, a predicted model, not a curated record
UAAUUUUCUGAAGUUGCUUGAUGUAUUUUAUUGAUUUUAAAUUGUUUAUAUCAUAUUCGUUUGUUUGUCAUUUGUUGUUUUUACCGUUCCAUAAAAGAAUUCCCCCUGUAUUUAUUUAUCUCUAAAACUCAGUUUCAAAGAAAAACAAGUCACAACAUGUCAACAAAUAUUCAUUUCUCUUCACGUUUUCUCAAGUUUUCUGUAUAUUUUCAUCAAAAGUUUCACAACGCUGAUGAUUAAACAUUAACUUUACACGUAAUAAGAUGCUAACAUUUGAAUCUACAUCAUGGAAUUGAGAUUAAAAGAAGUUACACAUCGUCUACAAGAAACAGAAAAAUCUUUAGCAAAUAUUUAUUUAAUGGAGCAACAAGACUUAAAAGAAAAAGUAUUCGGUGUUGAUAAUUUAUCUCAGGAUUUUUGGUAUAAAAAUUCUUUGGACCAGAUUAGAUGGAAUGACAGCAACAGUAAUGUUUCAGAACAAAGUACACCAACUGACUCUCUUGGAAUGGCCUUUAAAAACGAUGACAUGGUUGCAAGCACACCAAAAAAACAUAAUAAAAAAUCAAAUGAACCAAUCAAGAAUAAAUACCAAGAAAAACUGGAUCUGUUACAAACUGAAUUGAAGAUACAAGACCAGAGUUUGAGAGAAGCUGAAGAACGAUAUGAAAAGGCCCAGAAAAAUGCAGCAGAUGCUAAUUCAGAAAAAGAGAACUUGCAGAAAACUAUACACAACUUGAAAGAUGAAAUAAAUCAAAUAAAACAACGGAAUUUAAUUGAAAAAGAAGAUACAAGGAAACAUUUUGAAAGCUACAAGAGAAAUAUAGAAGAGAAGUGUCAUUUGCUGGAAAGCAAAAUAUUAAAUUUGAAUAAAGAAAGAGAUAAUUUGCUACAAAAUAUACAUGAACUGGAAUCAAACCUGAAGAAAUAUGAGAAUCAGAUAAGGAAAAUUCACGAUAAAAAUGAACAAGAAAUACAAGAAAAACAUUCUCUGAUAGAUGAGAAUGCUUUGUUGAAGAGAGAACUAAAAUCAGCUAAAUUUACAGCUUCAGUGAUUGAAUCAACGAGUUCAGAAUUAGAGAAUAUGCGCCAGGAAAAUUGUCAUCUUCAAUACAGGAUACAGUUAAAGACACAGCAAGUUAAAGAUAAUGUAGCUGAGAAGGAAUCUAUAAAGGAAAUCUUGCGAGAGUUUGUAUGUCUUAUCAAAGAUGGAUCCUCAUCGAAUAGUGAAUCAAACCCUCCUCAACAUGUAACCAAACCUGAACAAAAUGAUAGUGGUAUUUUGAGUUGGAGACCAGAUUGCCAACAACCUCCAUCUAAAGUCGUUUCUGAAUUUGAAGCUUUACUACAGAUUUCAGUUCCAACUGCAUGUAGCUCUUUACUCACAGAUAUACAAAACAAAUUUGCAGAUAAAGAAGCUAAAAUACAACAAUUGCAAGCCUUUAACCAAUCAUUAGCAGCUUCAAAAGAAGAAUGGUUGAAAGUAGAGAAUCAAGAAGCUGAUAAUUAUAAAAGGAAAAUAACAGAACUGAGUGAAAGUAAUAAUUACUUAUCCAAACAACUGGAUGAACUGAAAGAAAACUUUCAGAGUGUCAAAUACCAGCUUGCUGAGAGUGAAGCUAAAGCUGAGAAUUUAGAUUUCUGCAUCAGUCAACGGAAUACACAGCUUGUAGAGCUUCAGGAAGAAUUGAAUAACAAAGAAAACAACAUUUGCCAACUUGAGAAAAAGUUACGUGAAAAAUCACAUGAAAUAGUUACUCUUGAUGCACAGCUAAGUGAAAGGAUGAGAGAUUUUAAUGAACAGUUCAAUAAGUACCAACAGUUUGAAGAUGAGCUGAGAUCAUGUGAAGCUAAACUUGAUCAAACACAGGCAGAAUGUUCUAACUACAGGCAAGAAAUGGAAGAUAUUAAAAAAGAAAAAGAAAAGGAUUUGCAGUUAUAUCUAAAGCAAUUUAAAGAAAAAGACAAAUUGAUUGAGUCACUUCAGAGAAAAUCAGAUGAACAACAAGUAGUUAUGGAAGAUCUUCUGAAACAAGUAGACAUUCUGUCUGGGGAAUUAUUCACCAAGUCAGAAAGUUUCAAAGAUCUGCAGUAUCAAGAACAAGAAACAUCACAGAAAUUAAUACAAAAGAAUGAAGAAUUAGAAAAUAUGCAGAAACAACUUGAUUGUCAGAGUUCUGAGAGUAAAAAUUGUAUAAAUCAAAUGGAAAAAACAAUUGAAAGUUUUAAGGCGCAGAUGAGUUGUUACAUUAAAGAUGCACAGAAAAAUAACAGUCAAUAUCUUGCAGAACUUGCCUUGAAAAAUUCAAAGGAGCAGUCUCUAGUCAACCAAAUCAAACAGCUUGAACAGUCAUUAAAAGAAAAAGAACAACAAUGUAAUAAUCUGCAGCAGACACAUGAAGAGAAUCAGUCAAUGCUAGACAAAAGUUAUGAACUUAUUUCGCAGCUAAAAAAAUCUCAAGUUUCUACACUUAAAGAAAUAUCUAGACAUGAAAAACACAUUGUCAUUGAACGCAGUAAAAGAAUGGAACUGGAACUGAUAUUGAAGAACAAGUGUGACCAGCUCCAGAAGCUUACUAGAGAAAGCAAUACAGAUAUUAAGAAGCUUCAAGAUACUGUUCGAGAUCUUCAGCAAGCCAAAGACAACUUGACUGAGCACAGUUGUAAUAUUACUUCACAACUGCAGAAGGAACUGCAAGUUGGAGAGAAUAGAAAUACUCAUUUGAACACUCUACAGGAACAGUAUAACAAAAAGAAUGAAGAGUUACAACAACUUAUCAAUUCAGUUGAUAAAAUGAAAGAACAGAUAAAAUUUCAAGAGGAACAAAUAGCUUUAACAACCAAAGAAAACAAUAAUCUUCAUCAAGUUGUUGCUGCCCUUCAGGCAAAAGUUAGCAAUCAGAACUUUGAAAAACAAGAAAGCAAAAGAAAUAUAGAAAAUUUAGAAUACAAUUUAAAAGCGAAAGAGGAACUUCUGGAAGACACAAGAGAUGCUAUAAAGAAACUCCAAACAGAAUUAAAUUUGAAAAAAGAAGAGAAUGAUGAUUUACAAAGUACUAUAAGAGAACAGCAUCUACAGCUAGAGGAACGUGCUCAAAAGGUAGCAGAAUUAGUAAAAUCUAUGUCUGAUUACCGGAUAGAAAUGGAGAAUCGUGUCAAAGAUGGCAAGAACCUUCUUGAUCAAGAACAGAUUGAUAUCAAAAAUAAGAUGAAGCAGAUUGUUCAGUACAGAGAACAAUACCAGAAAACUGUAGAGGGGUUGCAAAAUACGACUUUGCUUCUUGAAGCCAAAUCUCAGACAUGUCAUAAAAUCGAAUUAGAAUUAGCAUCAAAAAAUGCCCUCAUUGAAAAUUCAGCAAAGACAAUUCAAAACCAAACUUUAAAAGAAAAAGAACUAGUUGAGUACAAAGCAGAGAUCACUCAAGAACUAAGGUUAGCAAGAGAACAACUUCAGAAUCAAACUGCUGACUUUAUGCUAGUGCGGAGCCAGCAAACUAAACUACGCCAUGAAAAUGACAAAUUACUACAGAAAAUUGAAACACUUACUGCUACAUUAAAUACAAAACAAACAGAAAUCUCUAAGUUGACUGAAAAUGUAAGUAUUUUACGUCUUGAGAAAAUUAAAUCUGAAUCAAAGAUGUCCACUGAAAUAAAACAGCUUCAACAAGAAAUUAAAAUGGAACAACAAACCCAUUCUAUGGAGUUAGAACGUCUGAAGGAGACUAACUUACUAUUGCAAAAAAACAAAGAAGAUGUUUCCACGAAGUUGAAUGAAUCUAAUAAAAAGCAUCUGAAGGCUGUCACUCAACAUGAGAAAGAUUUGAAUUCUCUCAAAGCAUCUUUACAUCUUCUUGAAGAUGAAGUGAAAGUCCAGAAGGAAGCUGUAAUAUCAGGAAAUGAGACUAUAGUUUUAAAGGAUAUUGAAAUUUCUAAAUUGAAAUCAGACUUAACAAAUAUGGAAAAAAUUCUUUUGAGUUUAAAAUUUUUACAAUUUGGACAAAAUAAGGUUCCUCAGUUUCAAAAUCAGGAAACACAUGACAGUAACAAAUAUCAAGCUGAGAAUGAAUCUUCAUUGACAUCUGAAAGCCACAAGGAAAUUAUUGCUAUUCUAGAAAAUGCUGAAACCAGUGUUGACAAUGAACCAAAAUUUUAUCCUGGCUUUUCAACAGUAUCCAAUGAUGUUGAGAAAAAUACAGAAGCUAAAUCAUCAGAUGUUCAGCAUACUGAAACCAACGAGGAGAGAGAUAUCGACAGACAAAAAUACAUAGGCUUGCUGCAGCAAAGAAUAAACACUAAUAAGUUGUUACAACAACAAGUGGACAAGCAGCUGCAAGAUAUGCAGCAAAAGUCAGCAACAAGGAAAGUUAAGACACAAACCUGAAGCAUAAUCUUUCUAAAAUGAAUCAGUGUUUUUUUUCUAACAUUUUCCACAAGAAAAUCCAAGAGAAACUUUGAAAGCAGCUGAGAUAUAAAGUCAGAAGGGAUAAUUUACAAGAUUUGUGUUAUCUAUUGGCUGUUCUGUCAUGGUCUCAGGAUGCAGACCUAAAUGCAGCCUAACUCUCUAAGCACUUUCACUCCGUCCUCUACUAAAUGUGUAAAAAAAUAACAUCUAAAACAACCUGGUAGUUGUUGAAGUGUAAAUAAGAGCCAAAUAUGUCGGAAAUGUAUAAUUAAAUAUCACUAACAGUGUAUCAAGUAUAUUAUCAAAAUGGUAGUUUUCUUUUUGAUUAACUUCAAUUUAUGUCUGAGAUUAUCCUGGAUUCCUUCUUUCUCACUUUUGUCUAUUGUAACUGAGUGAAGCAUUUCAUACAUGCUUUCAAAUCUACAUUUUACCAAUUAUAGUAAAACUAUAAGUUCAAUCCAAGGUGUAACAGUCAUGAGCUGUUGCAAUUACUAUGUGCACCUGUCUCCCAGUGUUAAAGGCUGUCUAGGUUGGUCAUACCUCACCAGAGACAAGAGUUUGUAUAAUCACAAUUGAACAUAUUUUGAUAAAUUACUCUAAUUUAUCAACUAAUGAUUUAUACAGUGAACCUAUUCAAACCCUACAAACAUGGAUAAACAGAUCGUAAUGAUUAUAUAUGUUUAUAUAUAAAUACAUAGAUAUUUUUGAAAGGCUGUUUGUUACGGCCAGUUAGAGAGUGACCAUUUGUUUCACAUCUAUAAAGCACUUAGCUGUAUAGGAGAUGUGUCAGACUUAAAUGAUCAGAGGCAAAUAACCUCUUACAACUGGAAGAUGGAAAACAUCAUCAUUUGGUAAUUUUGUAAACAAAAAAUUCCCAGAUGUUUCCUCCUUUCAGCUGUAGUGAGGUUAUAUGUUUCUAGCCAUUUGAGUCUGACAAGUUGCCUAUCAUGCUAAGUGCUGUAUAGGCGCAAAACCACUGGUCACUCUUUGGCAGGCCAUAACAAAAACCUUCUAAAUAUACUACCGCUCUGUUUUAGAGUGUGCUUCUUUUUCGGAUAUAUGAAUUACUGACACACACACACACACAUAUAUAUUUAAGAUCCAGGGAUUGAGAUGUAGGAAGAAAGUUAGCUUCAAGCAAUCCAUAGUAAAUAUAAAAAAACAACUUUCAGAGACAAUAAUUGUUUAUUGAGAUGGUUGUGGGUUUUUUUCCAUAUCGAACAUGACAAACUGAAAAUAAUUCUUUUUAUAUUUCACAAUGCGAAUAAGAAUACAAGAGUUAAGGAAUGGAGUAGAUAAGAUCCAGGCUACAUAUGUAUCAUAGUGAGCGGAGCCUCAGAAGUGGUAAAUAUCCAAGUGAGAUUUAUACUGCAGGCUACUCUUCAGGCCAAGGAUUCUGAUUGAAUCUUCCAUGUGUUAACAUGCGACAAUGUAAACUUUCAUUUAAUCACAAUAUCCUUGGCCUGAAGAGUAUACACCUCGCUUGGUGUAUAUUUACCACUUCUGAGGUUCUGCCCGCUAUGAAACAUAUGUUGCCCAGAUCUUAUCUACUCCAUUCUUUAAUUAUUGCAUGUAUAUAUAUAUAUAUAUAUACAUAUAUAUUAGUAAAAACCACAACAUCUGUAGCCAAAUAUAAGGGGUUGUUUUAUUCAGUUAAUAACUGGAGGAUUGAGAAAAAAAAAGGCUUAAUUUUGAUACUAAACACCAUAAAUAUUCCUAACAAACACUCACUACCAGAAAAAAAAUAAUUUCAGUCAGCAAUAGUAUGAUAAAUGUAAUAAAGACUUUAUUUAUAUAUUAAAGAAAAUCAACACAACUCUGAAAAAUAUUUAACAUUUACUUUAUUAUUUCUAAUAGAGAAAUCCAACAACAUUUUUUAAAUUUAAUUUUUUUUUCUUUAAAUAAAUGUGAACAGUAAUAUAAAUUAACAAAUUUAGCCACAAUUUCUUUUUAUCUUGUUUGCAAGUGAUUAACACUUCUAUGUGAACACGAUAUCAAUAUAAGCAUGUUUCAAUAAAAUAUAAUAACCAAAUUAACGACAAUACAAUUAAUAUACACAUAUAUCACAAUGUACUAUAUACAAACAAAAUUGAAGCAUAAAUUACAGUUAGAUAAAUGUUAGGCAUCCAUCAUGAGAUUUUAGAUGAAGAGGAAAAAAAAUAGCCUUCUAAAUUGAUAUUUUAGUUGUAGAAGCAUAUAAGAGUAUUUAAAAAUAUUUGAUGGUUCAGCUAUUAACAGUUGAAUCGUUAAAAUCUUCCAACAUUUAAAUAGAAGAGAAAUUGAUUACUUCACAACAGUAAAUGGUAAAUGUUAAUAUGGCAAAUACUUAAUUGAAAUAAAGUAAGCUGUAAACAGUUGAAUAUGCUAGAUUGUUCAACCAAUGAUGAAGACUAAGUGAAAGCUUACAAGGGAUUUUAUAGUAAAUAUUUCAAAUAGCUCUCAGUUUGGAGUUGUAAAAUGUACUGACUCCAUAAAAAAGUUUAUUCCUUAGCUAAAAGAGAAAUAUCUUUUUGAAAGAAUUGAGAGAAAACUAAAGAUUCAGAUAAAGAUUUUCAAUUUUAGAAAAAAGAUUUUAGAUUAUGUUUCAAGUUUGAAAUUAGUGCAUGCUAUACUAUUCAUUAGUGUUUUCAGAGCAAACAUUACAACAUUUAAAUCUUAAAAAUCUUAUUAAAGUGCCAAAUUUGCUGUAAAUAUUAAAUUGAAAUGCUUCUCAUCAUUUUAAUAUGAGGCAUUUACAAUUAAAAAAACUGUAAAAAAAAAAAA